AUGAAGAAGGCGGGAGCACUGGUGACGGAAACCGUGGAAUACACACCGGUUAAAAACACACAGACCAUCCACAUCUUGGAUGAACCCAGGAUGGAAGAUGAACUCAGUGAGAAAUUCGCUCACCUGAGUGCAAGUGUGGAGAGGUCGAUCACAGGACGAAUCGACGGUAUGGGUGUCAAAUCGGAAAUCGUCCGGAAGAAAUUGGUGGUCCACAACCCGGAGAACGCUGUCUGGACAGGCAAGAGGGCAGCUUUUUGGAACCGUGUCCAACAAUGGGUCAAGCAAGGCAGACAUCAUGGAGACGCGCAUCCGGUGGCGCGCCUAGUCCAACGUAGACUCAACGUGUACUAUGAGGGCGAUGCGCAGAGCCGGGAGGAUAUGCUUGUGAGUAUCCUGGGACGAGGCACAGACGCCAGACUUGUCCUAAAGCGCAUUGAUGAACAGCAAUGCUACGCGAGAAAGGCGGACAUAGAGGAGACAGCCCACCAGUACAAGCAAUGGCUCAGCAAGGCCAUGGAAAAGGGCAUGCGACCGCUGUACAAUGCCUUGCGGAAAGACGAACAAGUGGUACAGAGACCCUACAUGGAAUAUGACAUGCUGGAACGGCCACACAUUCGACGUGACCACUGGGCGGCGGUGUGGACGAAGGGCACACCGAUGGCACAAACGGCCUCGCUCAUGCUGGAGCUUGAGGAUGCAGCCAAAAAACAGGCGGCCAGCGUGGAGCCGCUGAAUCCUGAAGAGGUCAAGGCAAGGAUCAAGAAAUUGGCCCUCAAGAGCCCGGGGCCGGAUGGAUGGCGGAUCGACCAUUUGCAGGCCAUGGACGACAAAGCGGUCGAAGCAGUAGUGGCUUUCUACCAUGAGUGUGAGGCCAAAGCAACAUGGCCGAAACAAAUGACAGUCUCACUUAUUGCAAUGCUGCCUAAGAAUCUGACCCGGGAGAGACCAAUCGCCUUGUUGCACAUCCUGUACCGAACCUGGGUCCGAUUGCGAUGGGAUUUGGUAAGUACUUGGCAGGUGAGUUACGCAAAAAAUGCCAAGUACGACAAGGCGGUCCCAGGCAGUUGCUGCCUGGACGUGGCUGUAGGCAGACUGUUGCGAAACGAGGUGGCGAAGACAAAUGGUGUGCAUGUGGUGUCGCUAUUUUUGGACCUUGAGUCCUUUUUCGAUACCAUCCAAUUUCAGCAACUGAUAGCGGCAGCAACGGACCUGCAAUAUCCACCGCUAAUCCUGAAAAUGGCACUGGAAGUGUACAUGGGUGCCAGAUACUUGGCAGCAGAUGGGGUGCUAUCGGCAGGCAUCAGAGCUACGAAUGGAGUGCAAGCGGGGUGCCCUGCGGCGCCGUCGUUAGCGAAAGUGGCAUUGCGCCCGACGAUUGACAAGAUCCAAAAGCGCAAAGAUGUGGCAAAUGUGGACUGCUGGUUGGAUGAUGUCUCAAUUGACGUCCAGCAUAAAUCCUUCAAACAAGCGGCAGACAGUGCGAUCCGAGUCUACCGCAGCUUAAAGGACGGGAUGGACGCAAAUGGGUUCACGAUUUCAUCCAAGAAGACAGGGUUUGUAGCCAGCAGUACCCAGGCGAGCAAGCACCUGCGAGAACUACUGUUACCGCAUGACCCACAAGUGUACGACGUGAUGCGGGACUUGGGCGUCGACAGUACCGGUGGGCGAAAGCGUCGUUUGGUGACGUCGGCCACACGGGCAAAAAAAGCACAUGCCCGACAGAGCAAGCUGUCCAGGCUGGGGCCGCCGCCCAGCACUAAACUCCGCGUAGUCAAGGCCGCGAUCACAUCCGUUGCUUUGUGGGGGCACCCAUCCGUGGGAGUAUCGCCCAAAAGAAUGAAGUGGCUCCGAACAGUGGUGGGCAAACACCUGGGCAAAUACAAGCUUGGUAGUUUGGAAACCAUACUGGAUAUGGGAGCCAAGAAAUGUCAGGACCCGAAGCGCACAAUCCACAAGCAGCAUUUCAAGGUGGUGGCAAAAGUUUUCAGCGCAUGGAUUGGUGGAGGCAAAGCCCACUUUGAAUUGGCCUGGAAAGCCACUUGGAGGAGGUUAAGUGCGGCCAAACACCACUGGCCACUGGUCACGGGACCGAUGGCAGCAACCAUGGCGUACUUAAUGGAUUUGAAGGUGGAUGCAAGUGACCCGGGCAAAUGGAAGAGAGGAAAUGUCCUCAACGUCGAUUGGACCCAGCCACGCAUGGGUGGCCUCGCCUACAAAUGGCUUGAGGGAUUCCUCGAGGAACAAAAAAGGGCUGCAAUAACGCGACAGGCAGGUGGAAAGGGGGCCCAGGAGGGGCUGGAUUGGACGCCGCAUCACAAGCUGACGAAGCUGGGAGGCUUAAGCCCGGGCCUUAUGGAAGGGAUGAAGUCAGUGUGGCAUGCGGGCGUCAUCACGGAGUCCAAGCCUGGCUGGUGCAAGAAGUGCCAAGUGCCAGCCACUCUGGAGCAUGUCCUCAAAGAAUGCCCUUACUGGCGAGACCAAGGGUUCAAAGAACCCAAGCUCCAGGAAUACCUGCGCCGCAAAUACCCAUGGGAGUGUCUGUGGACAAGGGCACUCCUGCCCAAGCCGGCGGUGUGGCACCCAAAGCCGCCGGAGCAUCUUUUGGGACUGCGCUACCAAGGAUGCUUUGCAGCAGACGCUAAAGUGGAAGCAGAAGGCUUGAUCUUCGCCACUGACGCCAGCGGAGGUCCAGGAGGAAUAGACCCACGUGUACAAACAUCCGCCCUCGCAGUGGUGGCUAUGACCUGGAAAGAUGGUGAGUUGGUGAAAGUCGGACAAAUUACGGAGCUGGUCUACCCGUGGCAGCCGGUAGUGGACAUGGAGCGCCGUGCACUUUUCAGACUAAUGGAGCACACGGAGGAUCUGAUUGACGUCACAAUGGACUGCAAGCCGGCAGUCCAAGCGCUACAAAAAAUACAACCGCCGGACGAUGACCUGGAAUGGAGCAAAGUGUGGAAUGGAAAGAAACGAAUCAAAGCAACAUGGGUCCCGUCCCACAAAACAGAAGAAGCAUUCCUGGCAAAAAUGGGCCCGGGCACGUUGUGGAGACGUGCAGCGAACGACAUGGCGGACAAAGUAUGUGGCGAAGUAGCGGCGGCUGCUUACAGCCCAGCGCACAAGAGACGUGUCAAAGAGCUGGACAAUGUGGUGCGUACACUUUCACUGGCUUACGGAGAACGCGCAGCCCACAUAUUGCGGAAGCGCAACGAAGCAGAUUUCCCCUUCAUCCUGGACCAUGCGCAUUACAAGGAGAAGAUGGAAGCCUCGCAGAAAGCUGAGGGAUGCAAAAAAGAGCAUGGCAGGGCCAAACUCAACAAACGCCAGCGGCUUUGGCAGUUGCUCGAAAAACCGGAGCGUGGGCACCAAUGGGAGAAGGGAAGUGAACACCCCCGGAAUUUAACACUGAAAUGCCAACUGUGCGGGUUGUAUGUACAACAAACCCUCACGAACUUGGAGGUGGUAUUGGAGCAGUACUGCGUCAACCAGCCGGAGGCGCGAGUGCGGGAAGAGUGGGGUAUCCACCCCUCCCAUAAUAUGGUGAAUUUGGGAAUCCGAUGGGUUUGCACAAAGUGUGACAGAACACAUGCACCGGUCAGCCAGAAGUGCAAUAAAAGCCUGGCGGGUGAGUGCAAAUCGCGGACUUCUCAGGGCAAGCUGGCAACCCAAGCGCAAACCCUUGUCAAUGGUGGAAGUAUGAGCAACGUCCAGUUUCAACAGCCUCGCGUUCAGUUUGGUGGGAAACACGCCAAAGCUAAGAGGGCAAACUACACUCACCUACAAGCGGCGUGUCGCAGUCUCGCUCGCUGCCGCACAAGGAACGAUUGGGUCUACCAAGCGGAGACCUACCUCAGUGAAGAGCGGAAGCAACUGAAUCGGCCGGACAAAGGCAAGGGUAAAAGCAAGAACAAGCAGCAGGAUCAGCCCCGAGACCGUUCCCCGCUUCGACAGGCCAGACACCCGGAGCAGACUUGGGAUAGGGAUGAGGAGAGUGCUUCGGAAUCUCCGGUGGGUCCGGUACGCCUACGGGAGAGAGGAGAAGACAGUGCGGCCUCGCACCAAGCUGAGGGUGUCAAUGAAGAGCAAGAGGCAAGCCAGCCUCGCACAGUCACGCUGGCGGAAGGACCAGGUGCCCACAAUAUGGCCUCGCACGAAGCUGAGGGACAGGUGCGGGGCGCACUCGACGAGGAUAUGCUCUGGAUCGGCUAUGGGACCCUGUGGGCAGGAUGGAUUGGAGUCCUUUUCGACGAGGCGGUGGAGGGUUACUACCACCACUACUUCUAUGGAAGUAUCAUCCGCAGGGCAGAGCUGUUCAACACAUGGUGGCAGGAACAUCGCCAAGAAGCCGGGGUCCUCAGACAGUCCCUGUUUUACCUGGUGGCUAUAACGUCAUGGCUGACCAUGCAAGGAGUUGCUCUAUCGGAUAUCACGGUAAGCAACGUUGGGCGCGACCCGAUGUCAGGAUCGCUACCACGGGCAGUGUUCUUUGACACGGCAGAGUGGUCGACGCUGCAGGAGGAGAGAUACAAGUUAUCAUGCGGCCUCGUACGCCGCCUGGAGAAAUAUGACGAGGAGCUACUGGCAACCAUACGUGGAUUGGUCAGAACGUACGACGGCAAAGCCAGCGCGCUUUGGAUGGCGUGCGUAGGUGACAACGCGGCUGAUGCCCACCCAGGGGAUGGAGAUGGUGAUGUCGGGCCCAGGCACCGGAUGGCCUACGAUGUGGGCGAGUGCCUGUGGAUGAAGUGGGUAAGACAUCUUCAAGUCAGGUACAUAUUGACGCAGCCAGCUUAUGUUGCACACGAUGCCGAGACCUUCGAUCCUGACGACGACGAGGUGAUAGAGGUGCUGGAGGAAGGCCAAGAAGUCUACGCUGUAGAAAUCGUGGAGCUGACGGAAGAGAAUCGAGUGCGGGCUCGCCUCCAUGAGCCGGACGGUUGGGUGACCUUAGUCAACACGGCGACGGGCGUUCGACGAGCUGUGGCCAAGCAGGAGUGGCUCGAGACCCACGUGGCUGAAGUACCGAUGUCUGGUCAGGAAGGAGGAGUCCACGAGCCGGACGAGCCCGAAGAUGUCGAGCAUGACUCUGCCAGUCAGGAAGGAGGAGUCCACGAGCCGGACGAGCCCGAAGAUGUCGAGCAUGACUCUGCCAGUGGGGCAGAAUCUGAACAAGAAGCGGGUUCUCGUGCAGGGUCUGGGCAGUCCGUCGAUGAAGACGACUUGGAUUCUCCAAGAAAGCGUGACCACGAGUAUGAUUCCUACUCUGAAGACGAGGAUGGCAAUGAAAGGCGCCAGGGGAAGGCCUACGAUGUGGGCAUGUACAUAUUGACGCAGCCAGCUUAUGUUGCGCACGAUGCCGAGACCUUCGAUCCUGACGAUGACGAGGUGAUCGAGGUACUGGAGGAAGGCCAAGAAGUCUGUGCUGUGGAGAUCGUGGAGCUCAAGGAAGUCAAGCGAGUGCGGGCUCGCUUGCAUCAACCGGACGGUUGGGUGACCCUAGUCAACACGGCGACGGGCGUUCGACGAGCUGUGGCCAAGGAGGAGUGGCUCGAGACCCACAUGGCUGAGUCCCGCGCACCUGGUGGCGAGGUGGGGUCUGCGUCGGAACGUGGCUCCCCUGCAGAAUCCGAACAGUCAGCCGACGAAGAUGGGGAAAGCCCGUGGCACGAGCGUGACGCUGGUGGUAGCGACGACGAUCCCUUGUCCGAAGACGAAGAUGGCAAUGAGCGGCCCAGGCGCCAGAAGAUGGCCUACGAUGUGGGCGAGUACAUAUUGCUGCGGCCAGCUUUCGUUGCGCGCGAUGCCGAGACCUUCGAUCCUGACGACGACGAGGUGAUCGAGGUGCUGGAGGAAGGCCAAGAAGUCCGUGCUGUGGAGAUCGUGGAGCUCAAGGAAGACAAGCGAGUAGUGUCAGGUAAAUGCAACUGGGCCAAGAAUGGCCAGCAGCACACAACUACCUCAGAAAAGACAAGCGAGCUCGCCUCCAUGAGCCGGACCGUGCAACGUUGUGAGAGAGGGAGAGAGAAUGAGAGCCAGAGAGCGAUCCCAUGCCGGGCGAAGGACGGCUGGGUGACCUUGGUCCACAUGGAGUCGAAUGUCCGAAGAGUCAUGGCCAAGGAGGAGUGGCUGAAGACCAUGGAAGCUUCAAGGCAGCACCUACCUGACCCAAUGGAGCCCAACAAGCAGACACGAGAACAAAAGCCAGGCAUUCACCAAGCUAGCCGGCAAGCUUGGCCCGCUUAG
Symbiodinium natans is the source of this 6240-nucleotide messenger RNA. The record is from the annotation of a GenBank genome assembly. NCBI's taxonomy places the organism in Eukaryota, Dinophyceae, Suessiales, Symbiodiniaceae.